Bipolaris zeicola 26-R-13 is the source of this 198-nucleotide messenger RNA. RefSeq lists its product as uncharacterized. The record is from RefSeq and is a predicted model, not a curated record. The coding region runs from base 1 to 198 and encodes 65 amino acids. NCBI's taxonomy places the organism in Eukaryota, Fungi, Ascomycota, Dothideomycetes, Pleosporales, Pleosporaceae. The transcript has a single exon.
AUGCCUGUGCACGAGCGUCGACAAGACCGCACCGAAGCGAAAAUUGAGCUCGCCUUUCCGUUCGAUUCCAUCACCCAGCAACCUAAGCUCUCGAAACAAGGUCAGCAUAUCUUUGCAUUCUUGCCGUUACUUCGGCUAGCCCAGCUUCAGGUUCGUCAUCCAAAUAGUGCACAAGCUCCAGCUAAUGAUGAGACCUAG